CCUAUAAAUAAAGAAAUAAUUUAAUAGAACGUAAAACACAGUAACAAUGAUGUUCAUAUGUUUGUGGUGCAUUUUCAUCAUACAUGUUUUCUUUGCGAAAUCUUUUACAGAAGAAGAUUGUGAUAAUCCAUUUAAAAAAAUUCGCUGGUGCAAUCUAGGAAACAGAACGUACUAUUGGUAUAGUGUCACAAAUGAGUGCAAAUUGCAGCUGUGGUGGGGUUGCGGACAAUUCAAAACUUUGGAAGAAUGUAGGACAGUGGCCAUACCAAUAUGCACCGAAUAAACAAAUCUGAAAUAUAGUCAGUUUUUUACUGUUAA
Brassicogethes aeneus is the source of this 318-nucleotide messenger RNA. The record is from the annotation of a GenBank genome assembly. NCBI's taxonomy places the organism in Eukaryota, Metazoa, Arthropoda, Insecta, Coleoptera, Nitidulidae.